This is a messenger RNA of Oncorhynchus nerka (sockeye salmon), 788 nucleotides long. RefSeq names its product deleted in lymphocytic leukemia 7 (gene dleu7). Bases 1 to 498 code for a protein of 165 amino acids. The transcript is spliced from 2 exons. Lineage: Eukaryota; Metazoa; Chordata; Actinopteri; Salmoniformes; Salmonidae. The record is from RefSeq and is a predicted model, not a curated record.
AUGGAGACAGCAACGUUGCAGUACUGUCCCAUGGAGCACCAAACAGAAGCACUGAAGUUGCUACAGAAUGUGCGCCCUCACCAAACAGCGAUCAGUAGGCCCAGUAAAUUUGGACUAGAAAAACAAGUGACAACCAUCCACGACUCGUCAGCAGCGGCCCGCACAAUAGCAGAAAAGGCGCGUGAAAGUGUCAUUACGCAGCUAAUCGAUAUUCUAACCCAAAUACUCACAGUCGAGGAAGAAAUCAGUCAUAGUUUGUUUCAGGAUCUGAGGACAUUUCUGCAUCCUAAAGUAAGCAUAGAGCUGAGGAACAUCUGUGUGCGCAUGGCAAUGAGGGACUCUGACUGUCAGAAGGACCGGGACCUUAGAGAUCUGCAGGACUGUUUAAAAGCCAUGGUGGACAGUCUGGUGUCUUCUCUCAUCAACAUGAACCAUCCCGUGGCCGUUCAGACAUCACGCACGCUUGAAGAGAUAUAUCUGAGUUUACCUGAAAUCUGAAUAGCUAAUAUCUCACUUUACCUAAUCUCAGGGUUGAUAGCCUAUUGUUUACUUGAAUGUACUUUUUAAAUAAUUUAUUUUAUUUCAAAUUAUUGGAGGUGCAACUAUGUAGGCCUCCUUUGUAAAAAGGAAUGUCCGAAGAAAUGAUACUGGGACAAAAAUGUGUGUUAUGCAAAGUGUUUUAUACAAAUCCUCCUUAAAGGCCUGAAGUUUCUGUCAGUUUGAAAAACCUACCAGUAAUUCCAGUUCCCAACAGUUGUGUACUGUAGACCUGCCCACGGUGGAUUGGC